This is a messenger RNA of Lolium rigidum, 1578 nucleotides long. RefSeq names its product PP2A regulatory subunit TAP46-like. The record is from RefSeq and is a predicted model, not a curated record. The transcript is spliced from 9 exons. Gene Ontology annotation, molecular function: protein phosphatase 2A binding. Gene Ontology annotation, biological process: regulation of dephosphorylation; regulation of signal transduction. The coding region runs from base 107 to 1354 and encodes 415 amino acids. Gene Ontology annotation, cellular component: cytosol. NCBI's taxonomy places the organism in Eukaryota, Viridiplantae, Streptophyta, Magnoliopsida, Poales, Poaceae.
CCCGACGCUCGCCUUCUGCUUCCCCCUCUUCCCCGGCGACUCUGCUCCCCUUCGUCUAGGGUUUUACCCGCCGGCGAUCUCCCUCCUCUCCGGCACCCGGUGCCAAAUGACCGAGGUGGAGGAAGUCGGCAGCAGGAUGGAAGCGCAGCUGCGCCUCCACGCGGGGCCGGAGGAGACCGGCGAUCUCCCGCUCCCCGCCCUCUUCGACAGGGCGUCCCACCUCCACGCGCUCGCCUCCAGCUCCUCCCUCGACCAGGAAGGGAUCCGCAGGGGGGUCGACCUGCUGCGGCGCUGCGACGGCAUGGUCAGCAACCUCGGCCUCUUCUCCUCCAACGAGACCAAGGACGACGUCUCCACCGCCAACCUCAAGUACCUGCUCGUGCCGUACUACCUCGGUGAAAUGACCGAGCAGGUGGAGCAGGAGGACCGGAUCCCAGUUCUCAAGGCGUCACAGGACCAUUUGAAGGAGUUCAUUUCUACAUGUGAAGCGCUGGAGCUUGUCCCAGAGAACGAGCUCGAGUUAUCUCGGCAGGGGCGGCCUGAAACCGCGGCAAACCGAAGAGAACAAAAGGUUGCCCGGUUCAGGCGGCAGAAGGCUGCAGAAACAAAGCUCCAAGAGAUCAGAGAGAGGAAGGAAAGGCGCGGGCGAUCGUUGAGAGCCGCAGCUUUAUCGGCUCCGAUUGAAGCCGGCGAGGAAGAUGACUUUGAGGAUGGUGGAGAGGAAGAAAGAGAGGCUUGGUUAGCUACGAUCUCACUGGCUCUGUGCAAGGCUUUUGAUCUUGUUGACAUGUUAAAGAAGGAAGAAGAAAUGCUUCUGGCUGUAAAAGAAAGAAAAGAAAAGGAUGGUGGUGCAUUUGCUCGUGAAAUGCUCGACGAGCGUACACAAAAGGCUGAGGCAUGGCACCAUAAUGCUGCCAGCCGAGCACCAUAUUCCAAGCCAGCUAAUCCAAUUACUUGUGCCACUUUUGCUCAAGACGUCAUUGAAGGUAGAGCAAGCGUUUCACAAGCUCAUGACCACAAACAUCAACCCAUGAUAUUUGGACCUGCAAGUCUUGUUGGCGGGGGACUAACUAGUGAAAGGGAAAGAAUGGCGGCACAAGUUUUUCAGCCUAGUUACAGGAUGCCGACAAUGAGCAUAGAAGAAGCCGGAUUAACUGAAAUGAAAAUUAUGGAGGAAUGGCAAGAAAGCACCGCCAAAAUAAUUAAAGAGGCCACCUCCUCUUGGCACAAAGAUGAUACUAGUCGUGCCGAAGAUGACGAGGACGCCGAAGAGGAGAAAGCAAGGGCAUGGGAUGACUGGAAGGAUGAGAACCCUCGCGGUGCAGGCAACAAGAAGCUCACCCCAUGCGGCUAAAUCGUGGGCUACUGACACUAGUGAAAAAAUACCACAUGAUACUAAUGUCCAUGUUUCUGAGUGAUGUUCAGAUAACAUUUCUUUUAUUUUCCCUCUUAUGUUUGCUGGGUGAUGUUCUUCAGAGUACAUUAUACAAAAUGAUGUUGCUAGUGCAUGAGUUCAUCCUCAUCCACACACUUGUUGAGGUAGCAUGCAUAGUCAUGAAUCCACCUGUUUUGAUCGUC